Mangifera indica (mango) is the source of this 1075-nucleotide messenger RNA. RefSeq names its product nuclear transcription factor Y subunit B-9-like. Lineage: Eukaryota; Viridiplantae; Streptophyta; Magnoliopsida; Sapindales; Anacardiaceae. Gene Ontology annotation, molecular function: protein heterodimerization activity; RNA polymerase II cis-regulatory region sequence-specific DNA binding; DNA-binding transcription activator activity, RNA polymerase II-specific. The transcript is spliced from 2 exons. The coding region runs from base 231 to 920 and encodes 229 amino acids. Gene Ontology annotation, cellular component: CCAAT-binding factor complex; nucleus. The record is from RefSeq and is a predicted model, not a curated record. Gene Ontology annotation, biological process: regulation of transcription by RNA polymerase II.
UAACAGUGAGAGAAAAGCUAGCUACUCCUCGAUCAAAACGCCGGUUUGGCAGGAGUGGUAUUGAGCAUCACCACGCACGCACCUUCUCUAUAAAUUGAGUCCAUUGGUGGUGAGUGUUCAGACUUCAGAGUGCCCCAUUCAAGAGACAAAAAGCUUCAGUUCAGAGAGCUAUCCUUUCCUUUCUUCCCCCUAUAUAUCCAAGAGCCAAAGAAGUUUAGAACUCUGAAGCCAUGGAACGUCAAGCCGGAUUCAAUCACUACCCCAACAAGCUCCCAAGAACAACAACAACCUCUGACUUGGUCAUCCAGUCAAGGAAUGAAUCCACCACCCCGGCUGCCGGCAUCAACAACAAUAACUCAGUUGGGCAACAACAAGACCCCCAACCACCACAGUGCGUGAUUCGCGAGCAAGACCAAUACAUGCCUAUUGCUAAUGUGAUCCGGAUCAUGCGUCGGAUACUCCCUCCCCAUGCAAAGAUCUCCGACGAUGCUAAGGAGACUGUCCAGGAGUGUGUUUCAGAGUAUAUUAGCUUUAUUACGGGAGAAGCUAAUGAACGUUGCCACCGCGAGCAACGUAAGACGAUCACUGCUGAGGAUGUGAUUUGGGCCAUGGGAAAAUUGGGCUUCGAUAACUAUGUCGAGCCUCUCACUCUUUUCCUGAACCGUUAUCGAGAGAGUGAGACCGAGCGUUCUUCAAUGCAGAAAGAACCCAUUCUCAGGCGUGGUGUGAUGGACUACGGACCAAUUGGGCUUCCUGGGCCUUAUGGGCCUGCCUAUAACUUAGGUCCCCAACAAGGAUUUUUUGAUCCUACAAUAGGUGGAUACUUUAGAGAUGGGUCGGGUUCAGGUUCGGGCUCUACUGGUGGAUCAUCUUCCCAGGCUAAUCUGCCAGCCUUCGAUCCAUUUUCUCAGUUCAAGUGAUUUUAAGAGAAAUUGAGCAAAUUGUCUUCUCAUUAAAGAGUUUCAAUUUUAACCAUUUGAUUAUUAUGUUUCCUGGAAAUUGCUAAUAGAAAGCUUGGGAGGAAACAGCUGUUAUCCUAUUGAACUUUUUUUGUUAUUAAGUGUUUUGCAAGUAA